Molecule: messenger RNA, 2240 nt
Organism: Physcomitrium patens
Lineage: Eukaryota; Viridiplantae; Streptophyta; Bryopsida; Funariales; Funariaceae
Biological process (GO): purine nucleotide metabolic process
Cellular component (GO): cytosol
Molecular function (GO): GMP kinase activity
Source: RefSeq, a predicted model, not a curated record
UGACAAGCGCGAUUGGCAGAUUCGCCGUUGAAGUCUGUGGCGAGUACGACGCUGCGGGAUUGGAAGGUGCGAAGACGAGGAGGGGGGAAGUCUUUGAAGGAGGAGGAGAAGUAGAAGCGGGUUAAAGGUGAGGAGGGGGAGGAAGGUUCUUCUGCCGGUGGUGAUUGGCGAGUUAGACUCUGCGUUGUGUCGUCUUGUGGACUCCAGCGCGUGUUUUUUUUUACUCAGGGUGACGGAUCUGGGAAGCCCGGAAGGUAACUACAAGGUUGGAAGUCUACGACAAGGCGGCUGGUAUCCUCUGCCAGGGGAUCCGCCAAUUGAGAUCAAGCCAAAUGCUCGUCGUGUAGCCCUGGAGGAGGAUCCAUUGCUUUGUCUGUUGGCGGGAUUUGAGUCGAGAAUUGAGGCCAAUGCUGUUGGCUUGUGUGGUGGCAUCCGCAGAGCAUCUUGAUUCUUUGCGUGAAGUUUUUUCUUGGAGACAUUGCGUCGUAGACGUGAGGAUUCCAUAGCUAAGCACGACGGGGGUUGGCCUGGUUGCGUGAGUGCGCUUUUAGAAUUUUGGGAGGUUUGCAGUGGGAGAGAAAGUGUUGGAUUCAGGUUAAGAAGGAUUGUGUUGUGUCCUUGUAUUGACUUUGUAUUGGGUUGGUUAGUUGUUGGAAUUUAGCAGAUAAGGUAGAAGGUCGGGUGUGAGAACUGUGAUUUCGUUUCGCACCAUGGGUAUGAAGGCGGUGACAUCCGUGCCGGAGCCGCCACGGCCCGUAGUCAUAUGUGGGCCAUCUGGAGUGGGAAAGGGCACUCUGAUUGGAAAGUUGAUGAAAGAUUUCCUGGACAAGUUCGGGUUCUCCGUGAGCCAUACCACUCGCGCGCCCCGAAUCCGAGAGAUCGACGGGGUGCACUAUCACUUCGCCUCCCGCCCUGUGAUGGAGCAAGAAAUUAAGGAAGGGAAAUUUCUAGAAUCCGCUGAGGUCCAUGGCAACUUGUACGGGACGAGCUGGGCUGCCGUUGAGGCUGUCGCCGACGCUGGCAAGAUCUGCAUACUGGAUAUCGAUGUCCAAGGUGCUCAGGCAGUGAAGAAGAGUGCUCUGAAAGCCACAUAUAUUUUCAUCAAGCCUCCAGCCCCUGAGGUAAAAGAGCUCGAAAGGCGUCUUCGUGGAAGAGACACAGAGACAGAAGAACAAAUACAGAAGCGGCUCAGAAAUGCCAAGCAAGAGCUCGAGCGUGCCAAGGAUACUACUCUAUUCGAUCACAUUCUUGUGAAUGCCAACUUGGAUCAGGCUUACGAAGAGCUGAAGGUCUUGCUAGGUCUCGGCAGUUCGGCUGCAUCUACCCAUUGCAAUGGCACUGCCAAACAUCAACUAAAUGGGGUGCAAGCGACUUUGUCAAAUGGAUGUAUACUCCUGUCAGAGAGCGGGACACCUACAAACAGUCACGAAUUGGAGGCAGAUCACGUCAUGUAUGGGAAUGGAUCUUCUGUAAUUACGAGGUCGAAUGGGCUAUUCCUUAAUGGUUCACCGCAUCAUUCAAAGGCCAAUGGUGUGCCGAAGCUUUCGAAUUCUUUAUCUACCAAUUAUAGCCGUUCAUUACCAAUGCUGAACUCACCAGACCUUUUGGUUAACAUGCACUCAGCAACUGGGUCUCCUAGAGCCAAAGGAAUUUCAGCUUCGUAACCCUCUUAGUACCCCCCUGGGUAAUUUUAGUACAAAAAGGUACAGGUUCUUCUGUACCUCAUUCAUCGACGUUCUCUUUUUUAGAGGAGACAAUUCUUGUCGGAGGCUGGUUCAUGUGCAGCCUUCAAUUCUUUUCGUGCACAGGUAGUUCCAGAGAUGCAAGGAUCUGAUAUCUAGUACGUUUCACCAAUUUCAAGUUAGGUUUAGGUAGCUCCAAUCUUCCAUCCUCGCAUCUCCAUCAAAUUCAGGAUUCAGUAUAUGAACCGGUCUGAAGGAAGUAUAUCAGUACGACAUGUCCAGUUCCACUUUUUCUUUUGUAGGUAAGGCUUGCAUUUAUAAAUACCAAACCACCAAUGAACUUUCUCGCUUCCAGUAGUCACUUAGUUCCUCAGCGUAGGGUUGUGUGCUCUAUAUGAAGGUAUAUGAGCAUUCGUAUAACAGCAGUAACCAGGAUCAAGUGUCAAUUUUUUCGUUUUUUAUAAUCGAGAGAACAGUUAAUGAUGCUCUGGUCUCUCGGCCAUUUUUUCAAUUGAAUCUCAGCCACAUAUACCUACAGGCUGUUUCAACUGGUUCCAA